GCUCACAUUAAAUUUCCUAUUGACUAUCCAUAUUCACCACCUACGUUCAGAUUCCUGACCAAAAUGUGGCACCCCAACAUUUAUGAGAAUGGGGAUGUAUGUAUUUCAAUUCUUCACCCACCUGUAGAUGACCCGCAAAGUGGAGAGCUGCCCUCCGAGAGGUGGAACCCUACCCAAAAUGUCAGGACUAUCUUACUGAGUGUAAUCUCUUUGCUUAAUGAGCCCAACACAUUCUCUCCUGCCAACGUGGAUGCAUCAGUCAUGUUCAGGAAAUGGAGGGACAGUAAAGGAAAAGACAAGGAGUAUGCUGAAAUAAUAAGGAAACAGGUUUUGGCUACCAAAGCUGAGGCAGAGAAGGAUGGCGUGAAGGUCCCCACUACACUGGCAGAAUACUGCAUCAAAACUAAAGUGCCUUCCAAUGACAACAGUUCAGAUUUGCUUUAUGACGACUUGUAUGAUGAUGACAUUGAUGACGAAGAUGAGGAGGAAGAGGAUGCCGACUGUUACGAUGAUGAUGAUUCUGGCAAUGAGGAGUCGUGA
Molecule: messenger RNA, 540 nt
Organism: Melospiza melodia melodia
Lineage: Eukaryota; Metazoa; Chordata; Aves; Passeriformes; Passerellidae
Product: ubiquitin-conjugating enzyme E2 R2-like
Exons: 4
Coding region: 64-540 (158 amino acids)
Biological process (GO): protein polyubiquitination; ubiquitin-dependent protein catabolic process
Molecular function (GO): ubiquitin conjugating enzyme activity
Source: RefSeq, a predicted model, not a curated record